AUGUCACCAUAUGCCAAAGCGACACCAAGCGUGCAGACCAUCGACCCUUAUCAGCUUUUCGACUCGCGGCCGAUCUACUCGCACGCGUCCACAACGAACGGACCAUGCCGCAUAGUAGCGACAGCCGGACAGGUCGGGUGUGACGAGAACCGGGUUUUUCCUACGGAUGUGGAAGAACAAGUGAUCCUGGCACUCAAGAAUCUCCGGCGUGCACUAGAAGCCGCGGGCGCGACUAUAACGGAUAUCUACAAAUUAGUUUACUAUAUUGUCGACUACGAUCCGAACCGUCGUCGACAUACUAAGCAUCUACAGGCAUUUCUGAACGGGCAUCGGCCGCCCACGACAUUGGUGCCAGUCCCGGCCUUGGCCUCUCCCGAGAUGAAGUUCGAGAUUGAAGCAUAUGCUGCAGUUCGGCAGGAACCCGAGCGAACGGUUGAUGUUGUAGUCGUGGGUGCCGGGUUGAGUGGGCUUAAGGCAGCGUACGAAGUGCAGAGAGCCGGGUUCUCCUGUGUCGUGGUCGAGGCUCGCGACCGCGUAGGUGGAAAGACUUACUCAGUUGAUCCUCUUGGCCAGGGCAAAUUUAUUGAUGUUGGCGCUGCAUGGAUCAACGACACAAACCAGAGUAAGAUCUAUGAGUUGGCAACUUCGCUGGGUUUGGAGUUGGUUGUGCAGAACACGGUAGGCAAGAUCGUGCAAGAGGACCUAGAUGGCGGCCUUGGCUUAUUCGACUAUGGCGGAACCCCUGGGAAAGUGGCGGAGACCAACGGUAUAGAGAAUCUCGUGUUUAUCCGUGAGCUAGCAGAGAAAGUCUGUCAGCAAAUCGACAUACGGAAUCCGGUUUCGAGUGGGGGUGAGUUGGACACAAUCACACUGGAGGAAUGGGCAAAAUCGCACACCCAAUCAGAGACAGCGAUGGCAACAGUGAAAUUGUGGACAAGAGCAUUGUUGGGCCUUGAGCCAUCGGAAAUCAGUGCCCUUUAUUUCAUGAACUAUUGCAAGAGUGCCGGUGGACUGCUGCAAAUGCGAGCAGAUUUCAAGCAUGGAGGACAAUACUUGAGAUUUAUUCGAGGCACACAAUCCAUGUCACUUGGUCUUGCGGAUCUGUUGCACACUGGAUCGGUUGUUCUCAGCUCACCAGUCCGUCGCAUUUCUCAAUCCCAGGAGGGUUUGAUUGUGUCGGCAGGUCGAGGCGACUUUAGGUGCAAGCGAGUUAUUGUUUCGGUGCCAACGGUUUUGUAUAAAGAAAUCGCUUUCGAGCCUCCCUUGCCGCCAGCAAAGAUGGAACUUGGGAAACAGAAUGUGCAUGGAUAUACGCUGAAGGUUAUGGUGUCAUUCUCUGAGCCUUGGUGGCGCAAGGCAGGCCUGGCAGGAGCCGUCAUGUCAUUCAAAGGCCCCAUCACCACAACCCGAGACUCAAGCAACGAUGAGAAAGGACAGUUCUCGCUGACAUGCUUCACGAAUGGAGACUUUGGUCGCCAAGUGUCGAAAUUGUCCCAACAAGAUCGAUUCCAGGCGAUCGUGGAUCACAUCAGACGAAUGUUUGGUCGAUACGUGUAUGUGCCAGAACCCAUAGCGGUGACAGAACACGAGUGGUUCCGAGAUCAAUGGGCUCAAGGUUGUCCCUGCCCAGCAUCACCUCCAGGAGUUAUGACCAAGUAUGAUGCUGAACUAAGAAGCACUCAUGGCCAUGUGCACUUUAUUGGGACCGAAACUGCGUAUGAGUGGAAAGGAUACAUGGACGGAGCCGUGCGAUCUGGCGAAAGAGGAGCAAGAGAGGCGAUUGAGGGAUUGAGUCGAGCGAAGUUGUGAAGGAG
Exophiala mesophila is the source of this 1814-nucleotide messenger RNA. RefSeq lists its product as uncharacterized. Gene Ontology annotation, molecular function: oxidoreductase activity. Bases 1 to 1809 code for a protein of 602 amino acids. The transcript has 3 exons. NCBI's taxonomy places the organism in Eukaryota, Fungi, Ascomycota, Eurotiomycetes, Chaetothyriales, Herpotrichiellaceae. The record is from RefSeq and is a predicted model, not a curated record.